Molecule: messenger RNA, 3343 nt
Organism: Drosophila mauritiana
Lineage: Eukaryota; Metazoa; Arthropoda; Insecta; Diptera; Drosophilidae
Gene: Nubpl
Product: iron-sulfur protein NUBPL
Exons: 7
Coding region: 14-913 (299 amino acids)
Biological process (GO): mitochondrial respiratory chain complex I assembly; iron-sulfur cluster assembly
Cellular component (GO): mitochondrion
Molecular function (GO): 4 iron, 4 sulfur cluster binding; ATP-dependent FeS chaperone activity; ATP binding
Source: RefSeq, a predicted model, not a curated record
AGAUACAAAAUAAAUGCAUCGUUUUAUAACAAUGGAGCCUCUAUUGAUCAACACGAUAUGGCGCUCCUACGCAACGAAAUUAACUAGGUCCCAGGUGACUUUAAUGGCGCGGGGAUUGCCUAAAAAGCAACCGAUUAUUGGAGUGCAAGAUAUUAUAGUCGUUGCCUCUGGAAAGGGUGGUGUAGGAAAAAGCACCGUGGCAGUUAAUUUUGCCUGCAGCCUGGCAAGACUGGGAAAACGAGUAGGAUUGCUGGACGGGGAUAUCUUCGGGCCAACUAUUCCACUUUUAAUGAAUGUCCAUGGUGAGCCGGGUGUGAACGAUAAAAAUUUGAUGAUCCCGCCGCAAAACUACAAUGUAAAGUGCUUGUCUAUGGGCAUGCUGACACCUGUAGAGGCCUCUGUUAUCUGGCGAGGUCCUCUUGUAAUGUCAGCAAUACAACGACUGUUAAAAGGUACUGAUUGGGGACUUUUAGAUGUCCUGGUUAUAGAUACUCCACCGGGCACUGGAGAUGUGCAUCUCUCACUAUCCCAGCAUACACCCAUCACUGGGGUUAUCCUUGUAACAACACCUCAUACUGCAGCUGUUCAGGUGACCUUGAAAGGUGCAAGGAUGUACGAAAAACUAAAGAUUCCCAUAUUUGGGGUAGUAGAGAAUAUGAAGUACACCAUUUGUCAGAACUGUAAUCAACGAUUGGAAUUUUUUAAAGACAGCCGUAUAAGCUCUCUACCCCGCAAGCUAAUUUCUCUUCCGUUAGACUCACAAAUAGCGGAUAGCAACGAGAGUGGAGUGCCUGUUGUAAUAAAAUAUCCAGACAGCAAGUACUCUAAUCUAUUUACCCAAUUGGCUGAGGAGAUUACACAAAUACUUACCGAACAAAGAUGUAAACAAAAUCAAAAUAACAGUGCACAUUAAAAAAAAAAUGUGUGUAUAUCGAAAAUUCUUUUUACUUACAUUUGUUAUGCUGAUCUGUUAAAACCAAUAAAGUUAUUAGGGAAAGGACCUGUUGUUUCGUUUCCCACAUUUACAUUAAACAACAAAAACCCAAAACCAUGACAUGCUUUACAGCUAAGAUUAGGAGUAAGUGACAGAUACAUUCUUCAUGCACAACUUCAAUAUACUUAUGACAGAAUUUCUGCAUCCAUCAUAUUUUGCAAAGCCUUUUGGUAUAUCCUUAAGUGCAUGCCAUCUCCUCCAUCGCAAACGACACGGCCAACCUGAACUUCACUCAUCCCCGUGUGCUUACGUUACAAAAAUUCCACAGAAAAUUAUCUUAGAAAGCAGAAACAAAAGACCUUGACCUUGGUCUUGAAGUCAUUAAAAGAUAUUGCCCGAGAAAAGCGGAUUGGCAAAACGAACCGAUCUCUGAAGAAGACGACGAAACGACAAUCAACUACAAGAUAAGGCAAAACUUGUUUUUCGUAAACCAAAAAUAAGGAUCGAAUGUCGACAAAGUACUGAAAAUAACAGGCAUCGAGUAACUACAGAGCGUGCGCGCCGCAGAAAAGAGGUGUUUUGUUUUUGGGCACUCCAAGAAUUAUUGUCUUCAGAAUCCCUUCCCUGGUAAAUGUGCUGGCGUGGGAGCCACUAGUUCUAGAGCUGGAAAACCAUCGAUGGCACUAUCGAUACUAUCGAUGGUUUUAAGUUUUUUCAAACAAUCGAUGCUUUUCGAAAACAAUCCAACAAUCCGAACUGGCGUCACUAACACUUUGAUACAGAGAGAGAGACAUAUUAUAGAAAAGAAAUUACUAUUUGAGAAGAUUGGUGGUGUUGGAAGAGGUUGGAUAUGGAUAAAUACUUGAAAAACCCAUUAACAACUGUGGAUAACACGACUCCAAAAUUGGAUCACUUAAAACGUGCAGAUCCCUAAUAUCUGGAGGCUGCAAAGGUUGCUCCUUGCACUAGUUUGGAACGGUUCCUAAAAACUAACCUCACUUAUAAAAAUGGGUCAGCAAAAAAACGGAGCUGGACAAGGCAGUAAUGCGUAUGAUCACGAUGGAUGUCCAACCCUUUUCUAUUGUUGAAGACAGGGGAUUCUGCGAUUUGAUUCGAAAGCUAACCCCGAGGUACAAGCUGCCCAGUAAAACCCAUCCUAGGAAUGUUGUUCUUCCACGUGAAUAUGAAGGUUUAAAAUUGAAGUUGCAGGAGGAUUUAACUUACGUUGACAAUGUAUCCAUUACUACUGAUUGUUGGACCUCGGGUGCUAAUGAGGCGUAUCUCACUAUAACGUGCCACUUCAUUAACGAAUGCUAUGAACUUAAAUUAGCAGUUUUGUCGACGCAAAAACUUGUAGAUGCAACUUACCAACUUACCGCUAGUAAUAUUGCGAACUCACUCAGCACCGUUUUGAAUGGGUGGAACCUUUUAAAUAAGGUAGUAACGAUUGUAACAGACAACGACGCGUCUAUGAAAUAAGCGUGCGUGAAAAUGAAACAUUUGCCUGUUGUCUCGCAUACUAUUAAUCUAUUAGAACAAGAUCUCCUGAAAAUAGAUUCUAUAGUGCCCUUACUAGCAAAGUGUAAGAGAAUCGUAUCGUUUUUCAAAUCGAGUUCAAUCGCAACAGAGAAACUUAAAAAUGCACAAACUUCUGAAUCACGCUAUGGACUUAUACAAGAAGUUCCAACGCGUUGGAAUAGCGCGUACUUAGUAAAUGACUUUUUGUUUACAUCGAACUCAGAGCAAGCCGCGAAAGCUUUGGAGUUGGAGAUAUUUUCAAGUUUGUCCCGAGUUCCUUCCACACCUAAUAUUUCAACACCACCAGACACUCCACAAGAAAAAAAAAGAACAGUUUCUUUACUUUUUUAGAAACGAAAAUUUCAAAUAAAGUUCACUCAAACAGAGCAGACUUAAUAAUGCACUUGAGGACGUAUUUUGAGAGACCUAAUGAGUCGGAGGAUAAGGAUCCCCUGCUUAUUGGAUGGCAAACAGUGAGAGUCUGAAGCCAAUAACCAAACUUUGUAAAAAGUACCUGUGCAUUCCGGCUAGUUCAACAGAAUCUGAAAGAACCUUCAGUAAAGCUGGUCAGAUUGUAUCUGACCGCAGAGCAUCGCUUAAACCAAAAAGGUCAGAAUGGAGUACGACGGCAGUGUAUAUGCGCGGAGGAAGUGCAACCAACAAGGAUUUGCGUUGCAAUUCGAAAGCACACUUCGCCAAGGAGUGCCUUAAGCUAAAGAGGGAGCCGGGAUGCUGCUAUGCCUGCCGGACGUUUGGACACUUCGUUGGACAAUGCCCGAAACGCAAGAACAGUUAUAUUGCCUCAUAGACAGUUGAGCAGUAUAUCCGAGGAAAUUAAUUUACAAUCCGUUUCUGAAAACUUGUAUGGGCUGAAUAAAAGCCAACUGACAA